CUGCCCAACUGUGCUUAUUAUAAAUAUCAUCAUCAUAGGAAUUGAAUCCACUUCAUAGUUUCACAUACAUAUCCUAAGAUAAUGCAAUCCACUUCUCUGAUAAAUUAUUCCUCAUCAGCACCAUAUUUUCAUGGAAGGAAAUUAGGGAAAUCUUCAGUGAUAGUUAUGGCAUGUUGGAAGAAUAAUGAUACCAACAAUAACAACUACUAUGGUGGUAGAUUGGUGGAUGAGAGCAUGAUAGUGCUGAGGAAGAGGAUCCAUGAGAUGAAGAUGAUUGAGAGGAACUACGAGGCACCUUCUGAUUGGAUGGAUUGGGAGAAACAAUAUUACACAAGCUAUGACUCCAUGGUGUUGGAAGCCAUGGCCUUUCUCCAGACACAGUUGAUGAACACAAGGCCAAGUUUCGCUCUUGGAGCUAUGGCUAUUCUUGCUCUCUCUCUUCCAACUUCUGCUGCUCUUUUUUUCUUCCAUCUUCUUCACUUUACCAACUCUCUUUUCUCUCCUGGGAUCCAUUAGAUACAUUCAUACAAUACAACUAGUACUUAGUGCUUAUAGAUUAGAAAUAUUUGUGGUUGUAUAUAUUUUUGGAAGCAUACUAUAUAUAUUAAUUUGGUAUAUGAAAGCAAAAUUAUAAGAUCA
Molecule: messenger RNA, 639 nt
Organism: Arachis duranensis
Lineage: Eukaryota; Viridiplantae; Streptophyta; Magnoliopsida; Fabales; Fabaceae
Exons: 1
Coding region: 82-516 (144 amino acids)
Source: RefSeq, a predicted model, not a curated record